This is a messenger RNA of Cryptomeria japonica (Japanese cedar), 872 nucleotides long. RefSeq names its product heavy metal-associated isoprenylated plant protein 39. The transcript is spliced from 3 exons. Gene Ontology annotation, molecular function: metal ion binding. The record is from RefSeq and is a predicted model, not a curated record. NCBI's taxonomy places the organism in Eukaryota, Viridiplantae, Streptophyta, Pinopsida, Cupressales, Cupressaceae. Bases 214 to 639 code for a protein of 141 amino acids.
ACUACCGGCGGAUCCCGAUUAACAGGGAGGCUGGUUUGACUCUUACCACGACCCUUCCAUUUUCGCAGAUUCUCUCCUUUCGCUUCUUUAUAAGCCCCAUUACACCCCCUCAUUCUCUGCAUUCCCAUUUGUGUGCAUUGCAUUCCACUUUAAAUUCCUUACAUUCUGCUAAAGAUUCUCAUCGCUUAAAGUUCUUGUAAUUUCAAUCACCCCAUGGCAGCGAAGAAAAUAGUGCUAAAAUUGGCCAUUGAGGACGAAAGCAGCAAGAAAAAGGCUCUCAAGAGGGUUGUAGGUGUCCAAGGGGUGGAUUCUGUGGCGGUGGACAUGAAGGAGAAGAAGAUGACUGUAAUAGGGAAUGUGGAUCCUGUGAAUUUAACCUCUAAACUCAGGAAAUUUGUCUUCGCAGAGUUGCUUAGCGUCGGGCCUGCGAAAGAGGAGAAAAAGGAAGGCGAGAAAAAAGAGGUAAAGAAGGAGGGAGAGAAAAAAGAGGAGAAGAAACCUCAAGGCGAAGCAAAGAAGGAGAACAAAGCAGAACCUCCAAAAGUUGAAGUUGUAUAUAUGCCCAUGAGCUACGACUAUAGACCAUAUGAAUACACUGUUGUGAGAGAUGAAUAUCCUAAUACUUGUGUUAUCUAUUGAGUGUGUGCUUAUAAACAGCCACUAUUUGUAAAGUAAGGGGGUUUUAUUUGAGUGCCGGUCCCAGCUCCAGAGCAGAGCAGGACAGGGCAUGAAAUAGGGUUCCAUUUGAGUCUCGGUCCCAGGCUCCAGCUCCAGAGCAGGGCAGGACAGGGCAUGAAAUAGGGUUUAUAAGUUUCGGGGCAACCUGGAUUUGUACCGAAAUGCGAAUGAGAUUUUUUAUUUUACUUUUGCUA